Molecule: messenger RNA, 1635 nt
Organism: Micromonas commoda
Lineage: Eukaryota; Viridiplantae; Chlorophyta; Mamiellophyceae; Mamiellales; Mamiellaceae
Exons: 1
Coding region: 1-1635 (544 amino acids)
Source: RefSeq, a predicted model, not a curated record
AUGGCCCCCGCGAUCCUCGCCUCCGCGCGGGCGUGGGCCCAACCGCUCGCGCUCACGCGCCGCGUCUCUCCUGACGCGCCCCGCGCCGCCCCGCGCCGCCCCGCGCGCCGCCCCGCCCGUCGCCCCGUCGAGCCCAUCCUCGCCGUUCGUGGUGCACCAUCCGUACGCGUCGACGGCGUGCGCGGUGUCCGACGACGCGGGAGCCGCGUCGUGUCUCGCGCCGCCUCCGCGGGCGGGGUGUGGCGAUUGUGGCCCUUCGCGCACGCGUGGGCGGUCGACGACCCCACGAUCGAGGCGGACGCCGCGGGUGAUUCGCCCGGCGCCGAUCAGCAUCAACAACAACAACAACAACAACAACAACGCGGGGACGAGACCAACCCGUGGCGCACCGUCGCGCUCGUCCUCGGCGCGAUGCUCGUCGCCGCGCUCGUCCACCCGCCUCUCGCGUCCGCGUCGUCCACCCUCAUCGCCGCCGUCGCCGCCAACGUCGUCGCCCCCGUGGGAGUCUUGUACCCGGUCGCGACGUACGUCGCGGCGGGCGCUCAGGCGUGGGCGAACAACGCGGUGGGCGUCGUCGGCACGUUGGUGUCGUCGGCGGCGAGCGCCGGCGCGGGGUACGCGGCGGCGAGCGCGCGCGCGAGGGCGGAGAUGGAGGAGCUCAGGGCGGAGAUCGCGGUGAUACGGGAGGCGGCGGCGGCUGUCGGGAUCUCGGCGACGUCGGCUGUCGGGAACCCGGCUGUUGGAAUAUCGGCGUCGGAACCGCGCCCGGCGAUCGCGGAGGAGACGCGCGGCGCGGUCGUUCCGACGGAGGACCCCGUCGUCACGGCCGAACGCGCGAGCGCCGAGGCUGAGCUCGCGGAUCUGCGUCGACAGCUCGCGAGGCUUCGCGCCGUGUGGACCCCAAACGACGACGAAGGAGACGAAGGGGACGACGAACGGGGCGUCGGUGGGGGCGCCGCCUCCGCCGGGGACGCGGAGGGGGUCUCGAAACGCGACGGGGGCGAUGGGGGGACGCGGGCGUCGUCCGCCGCGGCGGCUGCGGGGUCGGUGGAUGCCCGAGCGGCGGGCGGUGACGUGGACUGGCGCGCGGCGGCGAAGUCUCGCGCGGUGUGGUCGCCCUCGGUCGACGACGACGACGACGACGACGACGACGCGGAGGUGGCGUCCUCCCCGGCAUCGGUCGCAUCCUCCUCCUCCUCCUUUUACUCGUCGACGGCGAUCGACGAGGAAGAGGCGGCGCGCAUCUCCGCGGAGAUCGUCGCGCUCAGGGCGGAGCUCGCGGGCGUUCGCGGCGUCGGGGGGAUUAACUCAAGGAUGACCGUUCCCGUCCCCGGGGCCCCCGGGUCCCCGGGGGAUUUGGGCGGCGUCGGGUCCGGAGCUCGGGAGGCGUCCGGUCCCGUCGACUGGGCGGCGCUGGCCAAGUCCCGCGCGCUGUGGUCCCCCUCGGACGACGACGACGGCGACGGCGACGACGAUGUGGACGCGGAGGCGGCGCGGGGGGAGUCGAGGGCGUCCGCCGUCGACGGAUUCGGAGAGACGGGGGAGCGCGCGAGGCUCCUCGAGGAGGAUGCCGCGUGGCGCAGGCGUCUCGGGAUGACGGAGAACGCGCAGGACGACCAGCCCUUGGGGCACUGA